GUAUAAGGUAACCGUUUAUUCUUUAUAUAUAUACCGCACAUAUUAUCAUACAACAUGCAGAGCACGUAUUGAGUUGCUGUUUUACUAUUUGCGCCGACGUUUUAACAAGCGCAAUACGAAAGCGACCGUUGCAUGCCUGCGGAACGCAAGCGAUCGAUCAACAUGGACGAGAAGGAGGUGAGCUCCUUCAGCAGCAAGGAGCGCGAGAAGGAGAGGGAGCGGGACGGCGAGCGAAGGCUACCGAGGGACAAGGCCAAGGACGACAAGAUGAGCGGCGGCAAGAAGGACGGGGGCGCGAAGGCGGCGGCGGCCGAGGAGAAGAGGAAGCGUCUGGAGGAGGAGAAGCGCAAGAGGGAGGAGAAGGACCGCAAGAAGAAGGAGGAGGAGAAGCAGAAGGCUGAGGAGGAGCAGCGGAAGAAGGAGGAGGAGGAGAAGAGGCUGCAGGAGGAGCAGGAGAAGAAGCUCCAGGAGGAGGAGGAGAAGCGGCAGCGGGAGGAGGAGGCGGCGCAGCUGAAGGAGAAGGAGGAGUCCCACCAGCUGCACCAGGAGGCGUGGGAGCGCCACCACAGCAGGAAGGAGCUCCGCAGCAAGAACCAGAACAUCCAGGAGGGCCGCCCCGAGGAGGCCUUCUUCAGCCGCCUGGACUCCAGCCUCAAGAAGAACACGGCGUUCGUCAAGAAGCUGCGCACGCUCACCGAGCAGCAGCGCGACUCGCUCUCCACCGACUUUGGCGCGCUCAACCUCAGCAAGUACAUCGGCGAGGCGGUGGCCUCCGUGGUGGAGGCCAAGCUGAAGAUCUCGGACGUGGGCUGCUCGGUGCACCUCUGCUCCCUCUUCCACCAGCGCUACGCCGAGUUCGCCCCGCUGCUGCUGCAGGCGUGGAAGCGGCACUUUGAGGCGCGCAAGGAGGAGAAGGCGCCCAACGUGAGCAAGCUGCGCACGGACCUGCGCUUCAUCGCCGAGCUCACCGUCGUGGGCCUCUUCACGGACCGCGAGGGCCUGUCCCUCAUCUACGAGCAGCUCAAGAGCAUCAUCAGCGUGGACCGCGAGAUGCACACGCACGUCUCCGUGGUGAUCAGCUUCUGCAAGCACUGUGGCGACGACAUCGCCGGCCUGGUGCCGCGCAAGGUGAAGCUGGCCGCCGACAAGUUCGCCCUGGCGUUCCCGCCCAGCGAGAUCAUCAGCGUGGAGAAGCAGACGCCCUUCCAGAACCUGCUGAGGGAGUACUUCACGUCGCUCACCAAGCACCUGAAAAAGGACCACCGCGAGCUACAGAACAUCGAGAGGCAGAACAGACGUAUUCUCCACUCCAAGGGCGAGCUCAGUGAGGACCGGCACAAGCAGCACGAGGAGUUUGCCACUUCCUACCAGAAGCUGCUCGCCAACACUCAGUCCCUGGCUGACCUGCUGGACGAGAACAUGCCCGAGCUGCCCCAGGACAAGACCGUCCAGGAGGAACACGGCCCCGGCAUUGACAUCUUCAUGCCCGGUAAGCCAGGAGAGUACGACCUGGAGGGGGGCAUCUGGGAGGACGAGGACGCCCGCAACUUCUACGAGAACAUGGUGGACCUCAAGGCCUUCGUGCCCGCCAUCCUCUUCAAGGACAACGAGAAGAGCGGCCAGGCCAAGGAGAGGGAAGAGGCCAAAGAAGCCAAAGAGGCGAAGGAGGCGGCGGUGGCGGCAGCGGCGACCACGGAGGAGCUGGAGCUGGAGCUAGAGGCCCUGGACAUCGCCGAGGACCCCCUGGAACUGGAGGGCCCCGAGGAGACGGAGAACGAGGAGCUGGCCAAGAAACUGUUGGACGAGCAAGAGCAAGAAGAUGAGGAGGCCAGCACUGGCUCCCACCUCAAGCUCAUCGUGGAUGCCUUCAUCCAGCAGCUUCCCAACUGUGUGAACCGGGACCUCAUUGACAAGGCCGCCAUGGACUUCUGCAUGAACAUGAACACCAAGUCCAACAGGAGGAAGCUGGUGCGAGCCCUCUUCACCGUUCCCAGACAGAGGCUGGAUCUGCUCCCCUUCUACUCCCGCUUGGUGGCGACCCUUCACCCCUGCAUGUCCGAUGUGGCCGAGGACCUUUGCUCCAUGCUCAAGGGAGACUUCAGGUUCCACAUCCGUAAGAAGGACCAGAUUAACAUUGAGACCAAAAACAAGACAGUGAGGUUCAUCGGAGAGCUGGCCAAGUUCAAGAUGUUCUCCAAAACAGACUCACUCCAUUGUCUGAAGAUGCUACUGUCAGACUUCUCCCACCACCAUAUAGAGAUGGCCUGCACCUUGCUGGAGACCUGUGGCCGCUUCCUCUUCAGAUCCCCGGAAUCCCACCUGCGCACUAGCGUCCUCCUGGAGCAAAUGAUGCGCAAGAAGCAGGCGCAGCACCUGGACGCGCGCUACAUCACCAUGGUGGAGAACGCCUACUACUACUGCAACCCGCCCCCCAUGGAGAAGACGGUGCGCAAGAGGAGACCCCCGCUGCAGGAGUACAUCCGCAAGCUGCUCUACAAGGACCUGUCCAAGGUCACCACCGAGAAGGUGCUGAGGCAGAUGCGCAAGCUUCCCUGGCAGGACGUGGAGGUGAAGAGCUACCUGAUCUGCUGCAUGGUGAACAUCUGGAACGUCAAGUACAACAGCGUCCACUGCGUGGCCAACCUGCUGGCCGGCCUCGUGGCCUACCAGGAGGACGUGGGCGUGCACGUGGUCGACGGCGUGCUGGAGGACAUCCGCCUGGGCAUGGAGGUCAACCAGCCCAAGUUCAACCAGCGCCGCAUCAGCAGCGCCAAGUUCCUGGGCGAGCUGUACAACUACCGCAUGGUGGAGUCGGCGGUCAUCUUCCGCACCCUCUUCUCCUUCAUCUCGUUCGGGGUGAACCCCGACGGCGGCCCCGGGCCCCUGGACCCCCCCGAGCACCUGUUCCGCAUCCGGCUGGUGUGCACGCUGCUGGACGCCUGCGGUCAGUAUUUUGACCGCGGCUCCAGCAAGCGCAAGCUGGACUGCUUCCUCAUCUACUUCCAGCGCUACAUCUGGUGGAAGAAGAGCCUGGACGUGUGGACCAAGGACCACCCGUUCCCCAUCGACAUGGACUACAUGAUCAGCGACAUGCUGGAGCUGCUGAGGCCCAAGAUGAGGCUCUGCUCCUCCCUGGAGGAGGCCAGCCGGCAGGUCAGCGACCUGGAGCACGAGGUGCUGGUCAAGCUAGGUCUAGCCAUUGAGAAGGACGGCCGGUGUCCCAGCUCCCUGAGCGAGAGCGAAGCGCUAGAUGAGGAAGACGAGGAUGGCGAUGAGGAGGAAGAGGGCGGGGCCGAGACCGAGGAGCAGUCGGGCAACGAGAGCGAGAUCAACGAGCACGAGGAGGAGGAGGGCUCAGAGAGGGAGGAGGAGGAGGAGGAAGAGAACACAGACGACCUGACAGACUCCAACAAGGAGAACGAGACGGAUGAGGAGAACAACGAUGUGACCAUCCGAGGAGGGGGUCUGAAGCACGUGGCGUGUGCUGAGGACGAGGACUUCAUCCAGGCCCUGGAUAAGAUGAUGCUGGAGAACCUGCAGCAGCGCAGCGGGGAGGUGGUGAAGGUGCACCAGCUGGACGUGGCCAUCCCCCUGCAGCUAAAGAGCCAGCUGAAGAAGGGGGGUCCGGGGGGCCCCGGGGAGGGGGACGGCGGCGACAUCUCGGACAGCAUGCAGUUCGUCAUGCUCACGCGCAAGGGCAACAAGCAGCAGUACAAGAUCCUGAACGUGCCGCUGUCGUCCCACCUGGCCGCCAACCACUUCAACCAGCAGCAGGCGGAGCAGGAGGAGCGCAUGCGCAUGAAGAAGCUCACGCUGGACAUCAACGAGAGGCAGGAGCAGGAGGACUACCAGGAGAUGCUGCAGUCCCUGGCGCAGCGGCCCGCUCCGGCCAACACCAACCGGGAGCGGCGUCCGCGGUACCAGCACCCCAAGGGGGCACCCAACGCUGACCUCAUCUUCAAGACGGGAGGAAGGAGACGCUGAUCUGAGUCUGGUCCUGGGUGCACACGAGAUGAGAAAACGAGAGCGCGAAAGAGAGAGAGAGUGACCGAGAAAACCAAAACGAGCGAGCGAGCCAGCCAUCCAAACGACGGGCCACGCUGGGGACGGGACUCGUCGGACAAACACGGGAGCGGAGCGAGGCGACGAGGUCCCCCAGUGGUCCGCUGAAGCCCGCGCAGAUGCCCCCCCCUCCCCCUCCACCACCACCUCCACCUCCACCUCCACCACCCAACUCACCAUACCCCUUCCCCGCCUCCCUGACCCUCUCCUGAUACCCCACACAUGGAAAGAACCCGACCAUACACUCACACACACACACACACACACACACCCCAACCCCCUUAUUCCCAUACUGCACUGGAGCAACAUGGGAAACGGAGAGAGAGAAUCCACCAGGGGUGCAGGAGUGUGGUCGAGCUACAGGUGGGACGGGGGGGGAGGGAGAGGAGAGAGGAUCUCCUGGUUGGUUCGCCCUCCACAGGUUCGACAGGACGCCUCCUUUUGUUUUAUUUCUUAGCGUCCGUGGCCGGCGGUUGAUCGCAGCAUUACAGCAUCAAAAAGGCAAACGGCGAAACCAGGGAGCGACCUCCUCCGCGCUCGGCACAGCUAGAGCGAUCGGGCGGGAGGGGCAGGACAGCACAGAGAAUCCGACAGCGGUCAGGAGGCAAGAGGUGGAACCGAGGAGAGGAGGAAGGGGACGUUCAGAACGCAGAAGAGCUGUAUUGGUGGUAGGGGACAACCCGAUGGGAUUUAAGUGAGAUGAAAUUAAAUAAAUGUGUUGGUCUGCUUAGGAAAUAGAGCUGUAGUGCCGUCAUCUUGUGUAACGAAGCUUCACACCGGUGUGAAAGGCAACUCGGAGAGAGGGAGAGGGAGAGGUGAGGGGUGAACACGCUCCAGGAGGCAGGGUUGCGCUGGACGAUGACCGAAGACCCCUGCCGUGACAGGGGGGCAACGCCGGGCGAGAGAUCUGCAUCAUUCGCUUCUUUGCUUAGUGAUCACAAGUAUGAUAUCCAUACCAAUAUUAUAAUGUGUUUUCUAUUGGUAUCGGUUGUUUUGGUUUGUUUGAUUUCGGACAUACAUCUCGUCCUCUAGAAGUUCAAUGGUGGUUGUUUUCUUUUGUCUUUGGACGAAUCUACUGAUUUGCGGUUGAUUAAUAUUGACUUUUUGUUGUUUUUUUGGCGGGACUUAUAAGAAGUUUAUUGAUAGGUGGUCACCACGUCAUGAUCUAUAAAGCUUCUGGUCAAAAAAUGGGUGGAGCGAAGAGGCCAUGACCGUGUGGAUGAGAGAGAGUGCCGUUCGGUGCCAAGAGAGACUGCAGUUCCUUGUUUUUGUCUUAUCUGCUUAUAAAGUCUGUAUUGUUUCUUCUGCAUGAGCGCUCGACGCAACAGCACUGUAAAGCUGACCGCUGCCUGUACUAUUAAAGUGAAAUAAAUAUCACAA
Messenger RNA from Gadus morhua (Atlantic cod), 5442 nucleotides. It is a transcript of the gene upf2, whose product is annotated as UPF2 regulator of nonsense mediated mRNA decay. The transcript has 23 exons. The record is from RefSeq and is a predicted model, not a curated record. Gene Ontology annotation, biological process: nuclear-transcribed mRNA catabolic process, nonsense-mediated decay. Bases 133 to 3984 code for a protein of 1283 amino acids. Lineage: Eukaryota; Metazoa; Chordata; Actinopteri; Gadiformes; Gadidae. Gene Ontology annotation, cellular component: exon-exon junction complex; cytoplasm. Gene Ontology annotation, molecular function: RNA binding; protein binding.